Molecule: messenger RNA, 3590 nt
Organism: Epinephelus moara (kelp grouper)
Lineage: Eukaryota; Metazoa; Chordata; Actinopteri; Perciformes; Serranidae
Product: transmembrane protein 26-like
Exons: 6
Coding region: 275-1237 (320 amino acids)
Source: RefSeq, a predicted model, not a curated record
ACUGCUGGCUUUGACACACUAACAGUGUGCCAGAUGAGUCCUGCAGGGUCAGUACUCUCCACUAUCUGAUGCCUGGCAGGUAAGACAGGACGGGACUUGCUCUCUAGGCGGGGCUUCAACUUUGGGGACUUUGCGCGAAAAACGACAUCCAACAGUUUUUUCAUUCUCCCCCUCUCUCUCUGCUGACGCUACAGCCACCCGGCUCUCUGGAUCUGAACUUGUAGGAAUAAAAGCUGCGGUGCAAAGAACCGAUCUGCAUCCAGACGGCGGCAUUAUGUUCCUGUUUAAGUUUAUAUGCGCGCUUAUUACUAGAAGUUUAUUUAUCCUGGUGUCUCUGACCGGCGUGUGGAGGGUGACAUGGGUGAAGAAGGAUCCCAACUACUGGUUCCUCACUUUCCUCUUUCUGCCGCUGGUCAUUGAAAUGAUAAUAACACUGAAGAGGAGAAAGGGACAGGACUACAAAUGGUUUUCUCCUCCUAUCUUUCUGUUCCUCAUCAGUAUCAUUCCCUCCAUCUGGCUCCUGGAGCUCCACCACCAGCAGGACAAAGCCAGCGACCCUCAGUGCAAAAGGCUCGACUCUUGGGAGAAUGUGCGAGAGUUGAUCACUCUAAAUGAAACCGUGGGAAACCUCACAACCCAGAACUACCUGAAGAGUAUUAACCAGUUGUUAUCGACCGUCUGUUCCAACGACUGGAUCCUGGCUCUUCAUCAGAUCCUGCUCAUCCUCCUCAUCGUGGGGAAGUGGCUCCUCCCACUGGGAGGCGGAGUCACACGUGACGAGCUCUCGCAGCUUCUCCUAAUUUUUGUUGGCACUGCGGCAGACAUCCUGGAAUUUACCAGUGAGACGCUGUCAGAUGUCAAGGAGAACAGCCCUGAGCUGGUCUACAUCAUCUUAGCCGUAUGGACUUGGAGCAUGUUGCAGUUCCCCCUACAUCUGGCCGUGGUGAACUCCAAGCCAAACAGUGAGGGAGAGGAGGGGUCCCAGGAGGUUUCCCUCUUAGCCAAGCGCAGCACGGACAUGUGGAGCAUCGUGGAGGCCUUGUUCAUCCAGGACGGGCCUUUCCUGGUGGUCCGGCUCACCGUCAUGACUUACUUCAACGUCUUCCACCAGAUGCUGGGGUUCUUUGCAAUCAAAAACUUCCUGGUGGUCAUACUGAACUUGUACAGGUUGGUGAUUAUAUGCCAGCACUUCAGCAGCAGCAGAACCAGCAGGGACAGCACCAUCCCGUGUGCUUGAUGACUCAUCUCACAGAGGGAAGAUAGGAAUCAGGGAGAUGGAUGUUACGCCCUAAAAACUGAAACAGGAGCAGGAAAACAAGGAGAUGCUUGCUUCUGUUUUCUUCUCACGGUGUACUCAACGCCGUGGGAUCAAGCGAUUGUGAAUAAUUAAUGCUGUUGGGAGCAGAAAACUGUGAACAACCAUUGUCUUACACUUGCAAGGGGAUGCUAAGUUCACAUUCCACACUUGACUCAUGUUGAAGCUCAUACUUCACCUCACUGACAUCCCACUCCCUGUGGAGCUAACCUCGCUGUUAGCUCAGUUAAAACACCUCCAUUUAUUCAGUAUUUAAAUGUGACUAUGUGUGCACACACACGGGCUGAGACCUGGUUUUAGUCGUGUAUAAAGUGGCCUUAUUGUUCAGGUUGUAACUGGUCUGACCUUAAAAAAAGGGACACAGAGGGAAAGCAGGAAGCAGAGCAGAACAGGAAAAAGGUGUGGGGGGUCCAAGUGAAAAAUGCCACGUGUAAACAGAUAAUGCACGUUAUGUCAGCACAAUAAGGCAACGAAAGUAGUUCCAAAGCACCUACAGUAACUGAUGCCAGGCUACUGUUUGGAUAAGGGUCGGACAGAUUUCUAACAGUGAUGGCGUUUUGUUGAGCGGACGUGAAGAACAGGAAGACAGAGACAGAGAUAUAUUAGACGACAUAAAGGGCUGUGAAAUGUUGACUCGAACUCAGAACGACGGAGAGCAAUUUCCCCGUCUUAACCCCGACAGGAAGUUAAGACUGAGUGUGAAAACAUCUUAUAGUACUUUGAUAAAACCACUGUGUCAACACUGGAGAAGGAAGUGUCCAUGAAUUCUGAUUGUUUUUGACAUUUGAAUGGGAGAUUAUUUUUCCAAGCUUUGAUUGAUGUCUUUUUGUAUCUCUUGUGUAAUUGUCCUUUAAAGGGUCAGUUCACCCCAAAAUUUUAAGUGCAUAUUUUUCCUCUUACCUAUUUAUCAGUCUAGAUUGUUUUGGUGUGAGUUGCCGAGUGUUGGAGAUAUCAGCUGUAGAGAUGUCUGCCUUCUCUCCAGUAUAAGAGAACUAGAUGUCACUCAGCUUGUGGUGCUCAAACCGUCAAAAAUUACAUUUGAAAAACAACAGCAACGUCUCUUUCCAGAAAUCAUGACCUGGUUACUCAAGAUAUCAAGAUAUAUAUCAGCAACUCACACAAAAACAGUCUGGAUUGAUGAAUAGCACGACAGGUGAGAGGUGAUAUUUUAUCUGGGGGUGAACUGUCCCUUUAACAAAAGACAAAAUAUGCCAUUCACAGGUUAAAAAAAAAUCAAAAUGAUUCCCUCCUUACUGUUACUGUCGGCCGGCUUUGACUGCCUGGAAACUGCAAUAUCUUUAAAAGUUACCGAAGACACAUAAAAUUGCACUCAGGUUAUCAACUCAGUUUGAGUUGUGUGUGUGUUUCAUACCUUUUAAAACCAAUGAUUAUUGUAGGCUUUAUAAUGCCAAAGAAUCAGUAUUUUAACUCCCGGAUUUAUGUGAAGAUGUUUAGAAGACAACCUCAGCACAAACUGUGCAUUUUGUCAUUGUUUUUGUUGUUAUCUUUUGUAUUGUUUGUCCCUGGAGUAGCAUUUUGUCUCCAGGGCCGUCCAAGUGCUAUAUUUACCAUUGAAUAAUCACUUUUAUAUGUUAAUAAGGCUCAGUCUGACUGAGCCCAAAUAAAACAAUCCAAACCUGUCAGUGUCCUCACAUUUGUUUCUCAGUAUUCAAAUGUAUUAUUUGAUUUAUUUUUUCAAACUGUAUUGUUGCUUAUGUGACGCAGACAAAAAUAUGAAUACAUACUUGUCCGUUAAUCCAGUGAUAUUCAGUUCAGUCAACUCGGACAUGUACAGGGAGCUAGUAGAGCCGCUGCGUCUUCGUGUCAAAAGGGGUCAGUUGAGGAGGUUCAGGCAUCUGAUCGGGAUCCUCCUGGGUGCCUCCUGUGUUCAGGCCACAUCCCAUGGGCAGACCCAGGACACGCUGGAGGGAUCACGUAUCUCAUCUGGCCUAGGAACACUGUGGGGUCCCCCAGGAGGAGCUGGAAAGUGUCGCUGGGAAGAGGGACGUCUGCUUUGCUUGGCCUGCUGCCCCCGUGACCCGGCCCCGGAUAAGUGGAUGAAAAUGGAUGGAUGGAUGGAUGGAUGGAUGGAUGGAUGGGCUAUGCAUAAAAAAGCACCAAAAUAAAAAAGUAACUGAGACAGACCUUGUUUGUUAAUUUUAUCUGAUGAAUAGUAUUGAUGUUUGUUUAUUAAAUAUAAUUUUGUAAAGGUGGAAAAGCUCUCAUCUCCUCUUUCAGUAAAUCAUGUGAGCAGGUUUGCAGCUCUCACCUGACA